Molecule: messenger RNA, 1591 nt
Organism: Calypte anna (Anna's hummingbird)
Lineage: Eukaryota; Metazoa; Chordata; Aves; Apodiformes; Trochilidae
Gene: ARFRP1
Product: ADP ribosylation factor related protein 1
Exons: 8
Coding region: 23-754 (243 amino acids)
Biological process (GO): intracellular protein transport; Golgi to plasma membrane protein transport; protein localization to organelle
Cellular component (GO): Golgi apparatus
Molecular function (GO): GTP binding; GTPase activity
Source: RefSeq, a predicted model, not a curated record
CAGCUGCGCGUUGUAGCUCUCGAUGGCCGCUUCCAGACUCUCCUCAUCCAUGGUCCCCGCGGGGAAAGCGCCUUCAGCCAAGCCCUGCCCGGGAACUCACUGCAUAUCCCCAGACUCGACUGGAGAGCGCCGGCUUUGGGGGAGCAGGAUGUACACACUGCUGUCUGGGCUCUACAAAUACAUCUUCCAGAGGGAUGAGUACUGCAUCCUGAUCCUUGGCUUGGACAAUGCUGGAAAAACUACUUUCCUUGAACAAACUAAAACUCGAUUUAACAAGAACUACAAAGGGAUGAGUUUGUCCAAAAUCACAACCACUGUAGGCUUAAACAUUGGCACCAUUGAUGUUGGCAAAGCUCGGCUGAUGUUCUGGGAUCUGGGUGGACAGGAGGAGCUGCAGUCUCUGUGGGACAAGUAUUAUGCUGAGUCCCACGGGGUGAUUUAUGUGAUUGACUCCACAGAUGAGGAGAGGCUCUCAGAGUCUAAAAGAGCUUUUGAGAAGAUGAUCACCAGUGAAGCUCUGGAGGGGGUUCCCAUCCUGGUGCUGGCCAACAAGCAGGAUGUAGAGACUUGUCUGUCAAUCCCUGACAUCAAGACAGCUUUCAGUGACUGCAUCAACAAAAUUGGGAAGAGAGACUGCCUGACACAAGCCUGCUCUGCUCUGACUGGCAAGGGGCUGAACGAGGGCAUUGAGUGGAUGGUGAAGUGUGUGGUGAGGAACAUCCACCGGCCCCCCAGGAAGAAGGACAUCACGUAGGAGGCUGCCAGCCAGCCCAGGAACACACAGCCUCUUCCUCCCCACACAACUUCAUCUUCUUGGUAAAGAAGGUGCUCCACUGGCUUCCUAUUACACCUGAUUCUUUCCUACGUUUGGAGACAACCAUUCUCUUUCUGUGUCUAAAAAAAAAACACAAAAAACAACCAAACAAAAAACUGGAGCAAAGGAUUCCAACUGGAUGGGGGGUGGGAAUCUCUUGAGUAUUAAACCCGUGGCCUGAGAGCAGAGACCCAGUGGCCAUCCCCACAUCUUUGCAGGUGCAAAGGAUGCAGUUUCCUCCUGCAUUACUUUGUGGCUCUUGAUUUGUCAGUCCAACAGGCCAGAGGCCAGUGCCAUGAAGGAACUCCUGAAAGAACUGUCCAGGUGAAUAUGAGAGGGGAAGGAGAGCCUGGGAUGUGGCUGUCCCUUCCACUGGAGGUGAUCCCUUGCUGCUCCAGCCCCACAGUUGCUCUGGGUGGCAUUCCUGGCCCUGUUAAUGCUGCUGGUGAUGCAAAGGGGAGAGACAGUGUUGAUUUUUAACUCAUGUUUUCUGUCACUGUUGUUUUGUAACUUCUACCUGUGGUAAAUGCAGCCCUGGGAGCCAGCAGCUGCACAGUGGUACUGUUGGAAAUGAGGGAUUUUAAUGGGCUGGGAACUCCAGAAGCACUGCCCUGCCUUGGCUGCCAGUCUCUGCUGGGCACUCUCUUUAAUCAUAAGAGUAAUUGGUACCUUCUGUAAACAAAAUGAACCAAGGCCCCCUCUGUGAUCUUUAGGCCAAAAGCUGAACCUCCAGGCAGGGAGGAAUCAGUAUGCAAUAAAGCUUCUUACUUCUCUGAA